This is a messenger RNA of Clonostachys rhizophaga, 987 nucleotides long. The record is from the annotation of a GenBank genome assembly. Lineage: Eukaryota; Fungi; Ascomycota; Sordariomycetes; Hypocreales; Bionectriaceae.
AUGGCGAAAACCGUCCUAGUUCUCGGUGCCACCGGCACACAAGGCGGAUCUAUUGCAAAGCUGCUCCUACAGCAUCCCGAACAGUACGUUGUCCAUUGCCUGACUCGUAACACGGACUCGGACAAAGCGAAGGCGCUUGCCGCUCAGGGAGGGGUCCUGGUCAAGGCCGACUUAACGGUUCCCUCUACCUUGGCAGACGCUUUCCAGGGUAUUUGGGGGGUCUUUGCGGUCACAGACUUCUACGACACGACAGUUCUUGAUGACCCAAUGAGCGAGGAGAAGCAAGGGCAGCACAUCGUGGAAGCUGCGUCCAAGGCUGGAGUGGAGUGCUUCUUAUGGAGUACGCUGCCAAGCUCCAGAGAGAUUUCUGGAGGGAAAUUCAUGACGCGACUAUACGAGGGUACUGAGGCUCUUGAUCCCAUUUGUGCAACACAUGCUGAUUUGCAGACGAUAGGCAAGCAAUCCGUUGAUGCAGUGAUCCGCUCGGCUGGCCUCAAGGGUUGCUUCAUCCGCACGGGCAACUUCUAUGAAAACAUGAUCCUUCGCAGAUACGCUGCCUAUGACAGGGAAAGCGAUACUAUCACUAUGACACGCCCCAUCAUUGGGCCAGAUGCUGAACUGACCACACUUUAUGUCGAGAAAGAUCUAUCAGCGGUCUGCAAAGCCAUAUUUGAUCAAUGGGAAACGAAGAAGAGCAGCUUAGACGGGAAGUAUUUCUUGGCUUGCGGGGCUCGUGAGACCAUGCGAGACAUCAAUGCAGUCAUUGAAAAAGUGUCAGGAAAGAAGGUCGUGUACAGGGUCAAGCCGACCUGUGGGAUCGCCGACCGCGACAUCAUGCUCCAGCUCUACAACGAUGUGGGAAUGUAUCCCGGCGUCAAGAUUCCGUCUCCAGAAGUUGCAGAACUUGCAGUCAAGCUACAUACAGCCGAGGACUAUGUGCGAGAGAGACUCCUUCCUCAUCUUGGACUGGAAGCGAUUGGUAGUUAG